AUGAGGGUUAACACUAUCAAAGUUAGCAUUUCCUCUUCAGCGUUACCACUCCGCAAAUUACUCAAACUUCCGCCGCCGCCGCAAUCGCAUCGGCCGCCGGCUGCUUCGGCCACAGUCUGCCGGAGCCUUGUGCUUUUCCGGCCAGCUCAAUCCUACAGCAGCCGUAGCGGUAUUAUCGCGGCAGAAGAAGCACUGUCAACGCCUUCCAUGGGGUCUCAAGCGACCGAAACCGAGUGGCCAGCGAAUAAAGUUAGGAACACAUUCAUUAAAUUCUUCGAGGAUAAAGCUCAUGUCAAUUGGACAUCUAGCCCCGUCGUUCCCCACAAUGACCCCACUCUCCUCUUCGCGAACGCAGGUAUGAAUCAGUACAAGCCUAUUUUCUUGGGCACGGUUGACCCUAACACUGAGUUGAGCAAACUCAAACGUGCUUGCAACACUCAGAAGUGUAUUCGUGCUGGUGGCAAGCACAAUGAUCUUGACGAUGUGGGCAAGGAUACUUACCACCAUACCUUUUUCGAGAUGCUUGGUAAUUGGUCUUUUGGGGAUUAUUUUAAGAAUGAGGCCAUUGAAUGGGCUUGGGAGCUCCUUACCAAGGUAUAUAAGUUGCCCGGUGAUAGAAUUUAUGCCACCUAUUUUGGUGGUGAUGAGAAACUUGGUCUUCCUGCUGACUUUGAAGCAAGGGAUAAGUGGCUCAUAGUUCUUCCUCCCAACCGUGUCUUGCCUUUUGGUUGUAAAGACAACUUUUGGGAGAUGGGGGAUACUGGACCCUGUGGGCCCUGUACUGAAAUCCAUUUUGAUAGGAUUGGCGGACGUGAUGCUGCAUCCUUUGUGAACAAUGAUGAUCCUACAGUGAUUGAAAUAUGGAAUCUUGUGUUCAUUCAGUUUAACAGGGAAGCGGAUGGAGUACUGAAACCACUGCCUGCAAAACAUGUUGACACUGGGAUGGGUUUUGAAAGAUUAACUUCUAUUCUUCAAAAUAAGAUGAGCAAUUACGAUACUGACAUUUUCAUGCCCAUAUUUGAUGCAAUACAACAGGCAACUAAAGCCCGCCCAUACUCUGGGAAAGUUGGACCUGAUGACCUAGACGGAGUUGACAUGGCUUAUAGGGUUGUUGCUGACCACAUUAGAACAAUUUCAUUUGCCAUAGCUGAUGGUUCUUGCCCAGGUAAUGAUGGGCGUGAAUAUGUGUUGAGGCGCAUCCUUCGACGAGCUGUCCGAUAUGGUACUGAAGUCCUGAAAGCUCAACCAGGAUUUUUCAGUGGGCUGGUGCAAAUUGUGGUGGAUGUGAUGAGUGAUGUUUUUCCAGAGCUGAAAGAGCAUGCCAUGAAGAUUAGGGAGAUUAUAGCAGAUGAAGAGGCCAGCUUCGGCAGGACUUUAACUAAAGGAAUUGAGAAAUUUAAGAAGGCCGCUCAGGAAGUCCAAGGGAAAACACUUAGUGGACAGGAUGCUUUUGACUUGUGGGAUACCUAUGGAUUUCCUUUAGAUUUAACUCAGCUGAUGGCCGAAGAAAGAGGCUUGACAGUGGACGUGGAAGGCUUUAAUCUAGCAAUGAAUAAAGCACGAGAAAGAUCAAGGAGUGCACAGAAUAAGCAAGCUGGUGCCGUUAUUGCCAUGGACGCUGAUGCUACUGCCUCAUUGCACAAGAAAGGGGUUUCUGCUACAGACGAUUCAUUUAAAUUUAUCUGGUUCCAGGAUCACACAAGUGCGAUUAAAGCUAUUUACUCUGGGACUGAAUACCUCGAAAGUGUUGUUCCUGGUGAAGAAGUUGGGUUAAUCCUUGAAACUACUAGUUUUUAUGCCGAGCAAGGUGGUCAGAUAUAUGAUACAGGAAUAAUUGAAGGCCCUGAUGGAGCUUUUAAAGUCAGUAAUGUUCAGAUUUAUGGCGGGUUUGUUAUUCAUAUUGGUUUUUUUAGAGGAAAGACUGGCAGGCUUUACAUUGGCGAUAAAGUGGUUUGUAAGGUGGACUAUGAUAGACGGACAUUGAUUGCUCCCAAUCAUACCUGCACGCACAUGUUGAAUUUUGCUCUAAGGGAGGUACUUGGUAACCAUGUCGACCAGAAAGGAUCCAUUGUUCUUCCUGAGAAGCUGAGAUAUGACUUUUCUCAUGGGAAGCCUGUGAAACCUGAGGAACUAAGAAGAAUCGAGUCCAUUGUGAACGAGCAGAUUAAGGCUGAACUGGAUGUUUUCGCAAAGGAGGCCAAGCUUGCUGAUGCGAAACGUGUAAAUGGCCUAAGAGCUGUUUUUGGGGAGGUGUAUCCUGACCCUGUUCGGAUUGUAUCAGUCGGUCGCAAAGUGGAGGAUUUACUUGCAAAUCCUGAAAGCGAAGAAUGGUUAUCAAUCUCCGCAGAGUUAUGUGGAGGGACACACAUAUCGAACACUAGGGAAGCCAAAGCAUUCGCACUCUUACAAGAGGAAGGAAUUGCUAAAGGAAUUCGUAGAAUUACAGCCGUCACAUUGGAUUAUGCUUUCAAAGCUUUUGAACUGGCGGCAUCACUUGAACAAGAAAUAAAUGAAGCAUCCAAAACUGAAGGAAGCAUUCUGGAGCAGAAAGUAACUGCCUUAAAUAGUCGUGUGGAAGGAGCAUCUGUCCCUUCUGCAACAAAAGCUGAUCUCAAGGCUAAAAUAUCUGUGCUUCAGAGCCAAGUCAUCAAAGCCAAAAAGAAGAUAGCCGAAGAACAUAUGCAGAAAGCCAUUGAAGCGGCCAUACAAACAGCUGAAGGUGCUUCAUCGAAGGGAAAGACCUUCUGCAUUUCACAUGUUGAUGUUGGUUCUGAUACUUCUGCAAUCCGUGAGGGAGUUGUCAAAGUCAUGGAGCAGAAGGGAAUGGCAAUCAUGGUCUUUAGCAGAGACGAAACAGUGAACAAGGCUUUUGUUUGUGCUGGUGUACCCGAGAAAGAUGGCAAGUACAAGUCGUUAAAUGUUACAGAAUGGUUGAAAAAGGUUUUGGAAUUGAUAAGUGGAAAAGGAGGUGGAGGAAAAGGAGGUAUUGCUCAAGGCCGGGGGAGUGAUGCAUCUCGUAUUGAAACUGCAAUGGAUGUGGCAGAAUCCUUUGCGGCAAUGAAGUUGAAAUGAGAAGAGACAACCUGUACAUAUUUCAAAUUUAUGCACAAUGCAACGGUGAAGUUGAUCGGGCAAGGAAAUUUGAACGAACCAUUGGUUGCAUUCCGCAAAAACAAACGCUUGUUAUUUGAUAAUAGAUUUGAUUGCUUUUGUUUUUUCUGUUGAAAACAAUCAGGCUUCUUUCAAGGUUUGGUUAUAUACUACUCUCUCCGUUCCAUAGUAAUGGAGUCGUUUUUUUUGA
This is a messenger RNA of Salvia hispanica, 3301 nucleotides long. Its product is annotated as alanine--tRNA ligase-like. Gene Ontology annotation, cellular component: chloroplast; cytoplasm; mitochondrion. Gene Ontology annotation, biological process: alanyl-tRNA aminoacylation. NCBI's taxonomy places the organism in Eukaryota, Viridiplantae, Streptophyta, Magnoliopsida, Lamiales, Lamiaceae. The record is from RefSeq and is a predicted model, not a curated record. Gene Ontology annotation, molecular function: aminoacyl-tRNA deacylase activity; nucleic acid binding; ATP binding.